AUCGGACACUUCAUUCCUCAAAUCAAGAGAAACCCAUAGUUAAACAUUAAGAGGUAACAUUGCAAGACUGACUCCUUUUAUUACUUGUUGCUCAGGGAAGGGGAGAUGAAUAUCAGCUCCAGGCAACCAUUCUAAUUGCACACUGCACUUAUCUACACUAUCCCACCUCAACUCGUUCAGUGUGCUUUUGUAUGCUGUAUAUGAGGUGGGGAUGAAAUAUAUUUGGACAAACUUCUUUCACGUUUUAGUCCUAGGGUAAGCUAUUUGAUUCAUUUACAGAGCACCAGGAGCAUUUCCAGAUUCAGGCUAGUUUUUUUCUUUUGGCUCGGUAUUUACUAAGUGUAACUGCCGGCUAUUGCGAAGGGAUUUGUGCAGAAACAUGGUGAAGCCUAAUCAAGUGCGUCCCACAGCCUUCGAUAUGAGUGAAGUGGGUCCCAGCCAGGCAGAGGGGCAGUCGAUUGGCCCCCAGGUGCCCAUGGCUUCAGUGGCCAGUACUCUAAGGGCUGCAAAGAAGUGGACAUCAUGUGACUGCAGCCGUAAGAACAGAUCCAACCUUCUCUGUGUCCGGAAACCUCUAACAGGGAAGCCAGCAGAGAGCCCCUACCAGGGCUUGGCAGAGGAUAUUGAUAUCAUUGAUGGCAAGAACAGGACAGAGGCCCUAAAUAAAGAGUUAUUGGAUCAUUUCAGAACGCUUGCUGCAAGCAACAUGGACACUGACCAGGUUGACCUUCAAUUUCUGGAGAGUUUAAUUACUGAUGGUGCUGAUGUCAAUACAGCAGAUAAAUAUGGGCAAACAGCACUGCAUGAGAUCUCCCGGGCAUGGAAUGUCAAUGUCAUGAAAUUCUUCUUGGAGAAGGGAGCAGAUAUUCAUCAUGCUGAUUCAUAUGGAGUAACACCACUGCAUGUAGCAGCUGCACUGGACUAUGAAGAAAUGGUUGAGCUUCUAAUUGAGAGGAAAGCCAGUCUUGGAGCCAGAACCGUCAGAGACCUGCAGACUCCCCUGCACUUUGCUGCCAAGAAUGACGCUGUAGGAGCUCUAAAAAUCCUCCUCAAACAUGGAGCAGACAUCAGCUCCCGCGACUACAAACAGAGGACCCCGCUCCAGCUCGCAGCAAACCUAGAUCGCAGCGAGGCAGCCCGGGCAUUGAUGGAACUGGGGGCUGACGCUGGGGUGCGAGACGAUGAUGGGCAGCUCUGUAUCACAGCCAUGAUUGGCCGGAUGGCUCCUGUGGCUCGUUUGGCACUGAAUCAGUUCCAUGUGAAGGACCGUGUGACUCGACAGCAGUUUUAUUAUCUCAACCUGGUGGAACCACAGGCUCCCAGCAAGACGGGUCAACAUGCCAAGAAAUGCAAGGAGAAUGAACCCACAUCUCCGCUGGAGGUUAUAGUGAAACAGGGGAAGCUAGACCUCAUCAUGCACCCUGUCAUCCUGAAACUUAUUAAAGUGAAGUGGAAUCUUUAUGGGAGACUAGGGGCCUGGAUCCUGCUGCUUCUGAAUUUCCUCUUCAUUUUGUCCUGGACAAUCGUCGCCAUCUCUGUGGCGCUCAUCAGGCCUGAAGAAUUGCCCUAUGCCUUUCCCGGGGACUGGUGGAGGGUGCUGGUGAUUGUGGUGGCCAUUGUGCUCACCGUGUUGGAGGUGUGUCAGGAGCUGGCUGAGAUGGCGCGCUCCCGCGGGAAGAUGAGCCGCUGGCAGGCCUGGUAUCGGGACCGGAUCACUGCAGACAAGCGGUGCUUGCAACCCAUGUGGCCAGAGGAAAGAUAUUUUUUAGAAGAGCAGUUGAAAGCCAUUCUGAAGAUGAGACCUAACUACUUUCAGGAUUUGUGGAACGUGUUUGAUUGGCUGGUGUACUUGCUUCUGAUGGUGGUGUUUGGAAUCCAUGUGGCAGACAUCUUCAUCAACAACGUCAGCCUGCGGGUGAACAGCCUUCGUGUCUUCGCUGUCACCCUUAUCUUCCUCUGGCUGCGUCUGAUGAAGCAUGUCAGGGCUUUCAGGGUUAUGGGACCCUUCAUUGUGAUGCUGGGGAAGAUUGUAGGAGAUGUUUUUCGCUUCCUCUUCCUCUAUGCAGAGUUCUAUGUUCCCUAUGCAUGUGCCUUCUGGAUUAUAUUUGGGGGGACAGCUACAAUCCCUAGCAUGGAGACGGUCCCCAAACUGCUUUAUAGUCUAUACAGGAUAACACUGGUGGAUGACUAUGAGUUUGAAGCGAUGGUCAGUGUCGACCCCAUCAUGGCCUACCUGUUGUGUGGAACCUUCCUGGGACUGUCUGCCAUCUUGUGUGUCAACCUGCUGAUCGCACUGCUAUCUGAAACCUUCCAGAGGGUGUAUGACAAUGCCACUGCCAAUGCAGUGAUGCAGCAGGCCUCCAUCAUCCUGCUGGUGGAAGACUCCAUGCCCUGCCUGAUACGUUUUUAUGACCCUGAUCACAUCCACAAGCACUGCGCCCCCCUUGUAGAGUUCUGCGAUGAUGACAUCACCACCAACAAGGAUGACGAUGCAGAGAUGAAGAAAGUCACAGUGCAGAUUAAGGAAGCGCUGGAUGACUUCCUUGAGAGUAAGAGAGAUGGAUCCAAACCUGAUGAUGAGACUACAAAUACCACUGAGGGAGCACAAAACAUAAGCAAGAUGUCGAGUGUUAUCCAGAUGCAGAGAGAGUGUCUGAGGGUCAUGAAGGAUCUCCAAAUGUCUCAGAGCAAACAGAACACUGCCCUCCUGAGUCUGGAGAAGGAAGUGCAUGAGCUCCAGGUUCUCCUGCAGCUCCUGAUAGCUACACCUGGCUCAUGUGAAAUACUAAGCAAGCAAUCCACGUCAAUCUCCCAAAAUGAGAAGAAAGCAUGGAGGGAGAGUACAGCAGAAACAGCACAAAGGCCUCCAGAAUUCCCUCUGAUGACUGCAGCUAAGAACUUUGAAACUGUGGACAUGAGCUUGCAGAAUGUGACACAGGAAAUAGCUGAACAAAUGCAGGGUGUUUAUAAAGAACAUGCAUUUUAGCACAAAGGCUACUUUGAGUUAGCAUGAUGGGUCUGUAGCCACUGUGCUUUUAUGUGUAUCUACAGAAUUACUUCAAAUAUAUUUCCACAUGAUUUGUAUGUUCUUCUAUUAAUAAGCUGUCAAUCUUUUUUACUUGUGGAAGAAUUGAAUCACCAAGAUCUAUACGUACACUUUUGAACUCUUUUAUGUUUCAUUUUCAUUCAUUGUUUUUAAAUCUUCUGUUUUAAACUGAACUAACUUAAAUGUUUUUUAUAUCACAAUGUGCUCACCUGAAAUGAAAGAAUCUCAUGUUCGGCAAAACAACCAAAGCUACAAUGUAAUAGUUAAAUAGUUUAGUAAUGGAAGAAGCAAGACUGGACACACAGACUUCUCCUUUGGUGUCUUUUUUUUCUUUUCCACUUAAGAGUGAAGACCAUAAGCUUAGUGGCACAUCAGCUUGGAAUGUAUGCCUAUUCCAUUAAGUACAUGACUCUCCCAUAAAUGGAGUGCUGGAUCAUCACUUAUUUCCUGUGAUUUUCCGUGAUGGGAAAUCAAAUGCAUAGAUCUCCGGGUGUUCAAGGACAUGUCUACUAUUCUAUGCCAGCCCUAGUACAAAAGUCAAUUUUUAAUUUCAGAAUUAAACUGCAACAUAAAAAUAACACUGGUACAACUUCCAGAGCACCACUCAGUUAUAAUAUACUGUAUAACAUAACAGCAUAGAAUUAGAUUACUUUAUUUGAAAUAUAGUGCUUAAGAUUAAAAGUUACAUAGAUCAACAUUAAUGGUAAACAUAACCACUUUUACUAUUAUUAGCUGUCAUUCAAAAACUUCACCAAAAUGAAUCUUCUCCUCUCCAGCAUUAAUCUGUUUAUAUAACAUCUUUCAUAAAAUCAUGUCAAGUUGUUUUGUAGUAAAACAAAUGCAUUAACAACAGAGAUGCAAAUGUAGACAUAUUUCUAAAGUUAAAUGAACAGAAAUAAAAGUGGGAAAUUAAAAAUGAGUUUUAAGACAUGAUAUGGCAGAGCUGACUGACUUGCAUGUCCUGAAAUUGGCUGAAAGAUCAUUCCACAGCCGUGAAGCAACAGAAUGGAAAGCAAGGUCUCCCAGUAUUUGGAGUCUUGUUUUAGGGACUGAGAGAAGGCCAGGGUCCAAAAACUGCAAACUAUGUGUGGGUGUCAGCAGAGAUAACUGUUCAAUAAUGCAGUCAGAAGCCAAGCAGUUCAAGAAAAUUAAAAAGAUUCAGA
Molecule: messenger RNA, 4209 nt
Organism: Lepisosteus oculatus (spotted gar)
Lineage: Eukaryota; Metazoa; Chordata; Actinopteri; Semionotiformes; Lepisosteidae
Source: RefSeq, a predicted model, not a curated record